This is a messenger RNA of Helianthus annuus (common sunflower), 1494 nucleotides long. RefSeq lists its product as uncharacterized. Gene Ontology annotation, biological process: DNA integration. The transcript is spliced from 3 exons. Bases 1 to 1494 code for a protein of 497 amino acids. Lineage: Eukaryota; Viridiplantae; Streptophyta; Magnoliopsida; Asterales; Asteraceae. The record is from RefSeq and is a predicted model, not a curated record. Gene Ontology annotation, molecular function: RNA-DNA hybrid ribonuclease activity; nucleic acid binding.
AUGAAACAACACCUAGCUUCCCUACCUGACAUUGCAGCUCCAGAAACGGGAGAAUUGACCUUGGUUUACCUUUCAGUUGCUGAAAAAGCAAUAAGUGCGGUCCUCACCAUCGAACGAGACAAAGUUCAGGUACCCGUUUAUUUCUUUAGCAAAACUCUAAAAUUGGCUGAAAUCAAAUAUCCUCCCCUGGAAAAACUUGUUCUAGCCCUAGUUCAAAAGGCUAGAAGGCUUCGAAGAUUAGCUAAGUGGGCAGUGGAACUAGGUGAACAUAACAUCACCUAUGUCCCAAGAAAAGCCAUCAAAGCCCAAGUCUUGGCUGAUUUCAUUGUAGAAGUCCCAAAGCAAACGAUCACUGAAGUAAACACAGCUACCACUGAACACUCAGACCUUGAAGCCUGGAAGCUUUUUAUCGAUGGGGCUUCGAGCAUUGAAGGGUCAGGGGCUGGGCUCAUUCUAAUCAACCCAGAAGGGUUAGAAUUCACGUAUGCUCUUCGCUUUGAUUUUCAGACCACCAAUAACGAAGCUGAAUACGAAGCACUGAUAGCCGGCUUAAGACUGGCUAAAGAAAUGAAGGUCCAGAAGCUUGAAGUGUUCACAGACUCGUUGCUGGUAUCAAGCCAAGUGAAUGAUAGCUACAUUGCAAAGGAGCCCAACAUGAAGAGGUACAAAGAAAAAUCCAAAGAAUUGAUGAACACCUUCCAAACAUGUACCAUCAAGCAAAUUCCCAGGUCUCAAAACAAAAAAGAGGAUGCCUUUAGUAAACUCGCGUCUCUCACUUUUUCCCACCUUACCAAAAAGGUAUUGGUAGAAGUAUUAAAAGCUCCGUCCAUUGAUAAGUUGGAAGUUCAAGACGCUGAAAGGGUUAAGAUCAAGGCAAGGCAGUACAUAUUGCAAGGUGAAAUCCUCUACAAGAAGGGUUACCUUCCACCCUUGCUAAGAUGUGUUGGUCCCGAGCAAAGCCAGUAUUUGGUCAACGAGGUUCAUGAAGGUAUAUGCGGAGCUCAUUUUGGAGCUAGAUUGGUGGUUGCCAAACUAAUGAACCUCGGGUACUUUUGGCCCUUAAUGCACCGAGAUACCACUGAGCAACUAAGGAAGUGUGAUGCCUGCCAAAUUUAUGCACCAGUCCCGAAGAGUCCCAAGCGUGAUCUUGUCCCGAUAACCUCAGCAUGGCCAUUUUAUAAAUGGGGGAUGAACAUUGUUGGUCCAUUCCCACCAGCCAAAGGCGGAGUAAAAUUCUUUUUGGUAGCCAUAGACUACUUCAUCAAGUGGUCUGAGGUUAAACCACUUGCAAAAAUCACGGGCAAACAGGUCAUUGACUUCGUUUGGGAAAACAUCAUUUGCCGUUAUAGAUUACCGGGAGUACUUGUCACCGACAAUGGAAAGCAAUUUGCUGAGAAGCCUUUCAACGUUUGGUGCAAAGAAUUCAGAAUUGCUCAGGUUUUUUACUCAGUGGCAUAUCCAAAGUCAAACGGUCAAGUUGAGAGGAUGAAUUGA